AUGAAAUACGCCAAGCGCAUUCUCUACGAGACGGUGAUUUUGCCCUCCAAACGCCCCGAUCUGUUCACCGGGCUUCGCGCGCCGCCCAAGGGCAUUCUGCUGUUCGGUCCUCCAGGCACAGGGAAGACGAUGCUGGCCAAAGCGGUGGCGACGGAGUCGAACGCGUUCUUCUUCAGCGUGUCGUCGUCGACGCUGACGAGCAAGUGGGUUGGAGAGAGCGAAAAGAUCGUGCGCGCGCUGUUUCGCGUGGCGUAUCGGAACCAGCCGUCGAUUCUGUUCAUCGAUGAGAUCGAUUCGAUUUUAACGGCGCGGAGUGAGAACGAGAACGAGUCGAGUCGUCGACUGAAAACGGAGUUUAUGGUGCAGCUGGACGGCGCGUCGACGACGGGAGAGGAGCGCGUGCUGAUUAUGGGAGCGACCAAUCGGCCGUUUGAGCUGGAUGACGCGGUGAUUCGACGAAUGGCGCGGCGUGUUUAUAUUCCGUUGCCGGAUAAAGGAACGCGAUUUGAGCUGUUUAAAAUCUUGCUGAAGGGUCAGAAAGUGAAGCUGGACAAGGAAGAUGUGAAGGUCAUUCUGGAUCGCAGCGAGCAUUAUUCCGGAUCGGAUAUCAAGAGUCUGUGUAAGGAGGCCGCGAUGGGUCCUAUUCGGGAGGUCGAUGAUUUGAUGCAGGUGGAUGCAGGGAAGAUUCGUCCCAUUCAACGACAAGAUUUUUUGGAGGCUUUUCGAGUGUGCGCGCCGUCGGUAAAUCCGAGUUCGCUGCGGCAGUAUGAGGAGUGGAACGAGAGGUUUGGAUCGAAGGGAGAGGAGAAAGCGAGCGAGGAGAGCGUGGAGGUCGAGGGGAUUUCUUCGGGAUUGGGUGUGUGUCAGUCCUAUUGAUCAUCAAAUGUAAUUGUU
This is a messenger RNA of Blastocystis hominis, 894 nucleotides long. RefSeq lists its product as hypothetical. Gene Ontology annotation, molecular function: ATP hydrolysis activity; ATP binding. The transcript has 8 exons. The record is from RefSeq and is a predicted model, not a curated record. The coding region runs from base 1 to 876 and encodes 291 amino acids. NCBI's taxonomy places the organism in Eukaryota, Bigyra, Opalinata, Blastocystidae.